AUAGCAAACACAAAUUUAUAACAAAUUAAAAGAGAUGUCAACCGGCGCUCCGAAUAAUAAUAAUGCUGCAUCCUCCAAUAAUAGUAGUGGUAACAAAACAACAAAUUCAACGUCCUCAUCGAAAGUUCCUGGUAACGAAAAGUCUAAUAAUGCAACAACACAGAAUGCUAAUACCUCAACAGCUGCCAUUCUCAAAUCGUAUCGAGAAAUUGUUAAAGAUCCCAAAAGUCUUGACGAGGCUGCCAACUAUUUGUACCAAUCGCUGUUAGAUGAUGCCGUUGUGGGUGUCUUCAUCGAAAUACAUCAUUUACGCAAGACUGGGAAUCUGUCAGCCAUCGAUGGAGUGCCUGACGAAGAUGCGGAGACAUCAUUUCGCAUCGUUGAUAUGCCAAAUUUUGAUAUAUUUGGCAUUUCCACCGCCAAGAAACCAAUGGACUGCACCUGCCCCAACUGUGAUAGGCCCGUGUCGGCGGCUCGCUUUGCCCCCCACUUGGAAAAGUGUAUGGGCAUGGGUCGCAUAUCAUCCCGCAUUGCAAGCCGUCGCCUGGCCACCAAGGAGAGCAACAGUGCUAGCUCGUCUUCCUCCUCAUCGUACCUGCAAACAAAUGCCGGCAGUGAUGACGAGGACGAUGUUGACUGGUCGUCCGAGAAGCGACGCAAGAAGUCCAGUCAAAAUUCCCGUAAUAAUGGUUCCAAGAAAAACAACGGCAAGACAUUCUAAACUAAAUUUAUGCCAAAAGCGUUAUUUUGUACGAGCUAAUCUCUACUUUGUUUUGCUGCUCUCCUAUUACCACCAUGUACCAUGUACUAAAAUGAAAAUAAUUACGCUAUAGUAAAGAAACAAUGAAAUUUCUUUUUUAAUUCAACUACUAUUUAGUUUAAUUUAUAUAAAUGUAUAUUAUUUUUUUAGUUUGUAAAUGAUAUUUAUAUGUAUAUCAACAAUUACAUUAGAUUUCUUUUUUUUUUUAUAUAUAAAUGUGUAAAUUGUAAGGAACAUUACUUGGUAUUAAUUUAGAUUUGUAAACAAGAGAUGAUGGAAGUGAUUUCGGCAAAAAAAAAUUGUUAAUUAAAAUUACAAUGAAAAUUUAUGUUAAACA
Calliphora vicina (urban bluebottle blowfly) is the source of this 1097-nucleotide messenger RNA. RefSeq names its product SAGA associated factor 11kDa (gene Sgf11). Gene Ontology annotation, biological process: regulation of transcription by RNA polymerase II; positive regulation of DNA-templated transcription. Gene Ontology annotation, cellular component: DUBm complex; SAGA complex. Lineage: Eukaryota; Metazoa; Arthropoda; Insecta; Diptera; Calliphoridae. Bases 35 to 721 code for a protein of 228 amino acids. The transcript has a single exon. Gene Ontology annotation, molecular function: transcription coactivator activity. The record is from RefSeq and is a predicted model, not a curated record.